GAACUUCAUUUGACAGCAAGCAGUGGUUGGUUGAACGUCAUACACUCUCCCUCCUCCUUGUUAAAUGUGCGGAAUUCAGUCUUUAUUCAGUCAAAAAUAGCCGCACUGGAAUGCCGGUGGUAUAACGUUUUAAGGGAAAAACAAUACCCGCUCUCAUUCCAAUUUUAUCCAGAGAGCCAAUUUCUUAAGUGCUUUUAGAUGGCAGAAGAGGUUUUGAUAGAACCUAAUGGGAAAAGUAGAGGGCAUUUAACCUCAUCCCUGUUGGCGGUAGCGUUCCUCUCUUCCUUUGGGAGCUCCAUGCUGUAUGGUUAUAACCUGGCUGUUGUUAAUUCUCCUGCAGAGUACAUAAAGGACUUUUAUAACCAAACCAUUGUGAGGAGGAAUGGGUCAGGAGUGGAUAAAGAGACUCUCACACUUCUUUAUUCCGUCACUGUGUCAAUAUUUGCCAUUGGAGGCCUGGUGGGCUCUCUUACAGUGGGGAUGCAAGUUACCAGAUUUGGGAGGAGAGGGACACUGGUACACAGCACAGUUCUGGUGUUUAUCGCCGGCGUGCUGAUGGGCUUCAGCCGAUUAUGUGGAUCUCCAGAGAUGAUCAUCAUCGGACGCUUCAUUAUAGGGAUACACUCAGGGAUUGCUCUCAGCGUAGUGCCCAUGUAUCUGGGAGAAAUUGCUCCAAAGAAUCUCCGGGGCUUCCUAGGACUUGUGCCCAGCAUCUUCAUCUGCAUAGGAGUGUUUAUCGCUCAGAUUCUGGGACUUCAUGAACUCUUGGGCAAGGAAGAGCACUGGCCUCUGUUCCUCUCUCUAGUUGUGGUGCCUACAUUCAUACAGCUUAUGCUGUUGCCAUGGUUCCCAGAGAGUCCCAGAUAUCUGUUGAUGGAAAAGCGGAACAUUCAUGCCACUAUCACAGCUCUGAAGUGGUACCGUCCCAAAUCUAACAUCCAAGCUGAGUUGGAGGAGAUGCAGGAAGAGCAGCGCUCUUUGUCCUCAGUAGAGACUGUCUCAGUAUUGCAGCUCUUCAGGGAUCCGUCUGUUCGCUGGCAGCUUGUUACAGUCCUUGUGGUGAAUGCUGGCAUGCAGCUGUCUGGAAUCGAUGCGAUUUGGUUCUACACCAAUGCCAUCUUUGAGAAUGCGGGUAUCCCUGCUCAGCAGAUUCAGUACACAACCGUGGGCACUGGAGCCAUAGAGGUCAUCGCUGGACUCAUAGGGUGCUUUACUAUUGAGCGUGUGGGUAGGAGGCCUCUGAUGAUUGGUGGCUUCAGCUUUAUGGGUUUGUGCUGCGCUGGAAUCACUUUCUCCCUACUAUUACAGGCUCACGUGCCCUUCAUGCGAUAUGUCAGUGUGGCCUGCGUGGUUGGAAUCAUCGCAGGAUUCUGCAUUGGUCCUGCUGGUGUCCCGUUUCUGAUGACAGGAGAGCUCUUUAAACAAUCCCAUCGAUCUUCUGCCUACAUUGUAGGAGGAUUUUUCAACUGGAUAUCAAACUUUACCGUGGGAUUUGUCUUUCCAUUCCUUCAGAUGUCAGCCGGUGCGUUCUGUUAUCUGGUGUUCUGUGGUGUGUGUGUGGGGGUUGCAGCCUACGUUUUCUUCAUCAUCCCUGAAACAAAGAACAAAACCUUUGUGGAGAUCAGUCAGAUGUUCGAUUUAAGAAACGCUUGUGAAAAGGAAAACCAGCCGCUGGGAAUCACUGACCAACUCGGGCUCAAAAAAAUGAAUGGGUAUGGUGCACUUGAGCCUGGAGAUAUGGACAAAAUGGACAAGACUGAGAAAUAGUGGUGAAGAAAGAGGGCAGUAUUGUUAGUAUGCUGUGUUCAGGUGCUACAAACCACUCUUCUGUGCACUGCCAGAAUGUGAUAUUUUCCUGAAUUAUCUUGUCUCAUUAGAUCCUUUACAAAAGCACCAUUAAACUAGCCCAUAUGACAAGUAGCCUGCUAUGGAGCUUUUAUGUCCAAGUCUUCUGAAGCCAUACAAUAGUUUGUGUAAUGAACAGACUAAAAAUAGAGCUUAUGCAUUCACUGGAAAUCAACAAAAUCUCAUAUUAUUGCUCAGCUAGUAACCAUAUUCAAAACUCUCCUGUAGAUUGUGUAAUGUAAUUAACUGCAUUUUUCUCAAGAAGGAUUGCAGCACAUUCAAACUGGAACUUCCUGAGGGCUUCAGUUUCGGUUUGUUCCCCACACAGAGCUUUCGUUGGCCUUCAGAAGUCUAAGAAUAUAGAGCACAUGCUAUAGACUACAGUACAGUUAAAAAAUUAGGGGUUGGUAAGAUUUUUUUAUGCUUUUGAUAGAGGUUUCUUCUGCUCACCAAGGCUGCAUUAAC
This is a messenger RNA of Carassius auratus (goldfish), 2310 nucleotides long. It is a transcript of the gene slc2a15b, whose product is annotated as solute carrier family 2 member 15b. Gene Ontology annotation, molecular function: D-glucose transmembrane transporter activity. The transcript has 12 exons. Bases 199 to 1767 code for a protein of 522 amino acids. The record is from RefSeq and is a predicted model, not a curated record. Gene Ontology annotation, cellular component: plasma membrane. Gene Ontology annotation, biological process: dehydroascorbic acid transport. Lineage: Eukaryota; Metazoa; Chordata; Actinopteri; Cypriniformes; Cyprinidae.